AUGGCAAAAAUUAACAAACACAUCUCAUUAACUUUCAAACCACCAUCAAAACUAAACACUACAAAUUGUCCUCUAUGGAAAUCACAAAUCGUUCCUCUUCUGCGUAGAUAUAAUCUUUUUCGAUUUGUUGAUGGUUCAUUCCAUUGUCCAGUGAAAUAUUAUCGAAAAACAUCACCAGCAGGCCAAGAAAUCAUCACAGCAGCAGGUUUUAUUGAUAAAGAUCCAAAUAAUAAGUUUGUCUUCAAUCCACUAUAUGAUUAUUGGGUAAAUCAAAUACAAGCCAUUCUGUCCUGGUUAUUAUCUGCUUGUAUUGAAGAAACUCACUCUCAGACUGAUUUAGUUCAUCUGAAGAAAAGUAGUGAUUCUAUGCUAGCAUAUUUUAACAAAGCGAGAUCUAUAUCACAUCAAUUAGCUCAGAUUGAUCGACCUAUCUCUGAUGAGGAUCUAGUAUUUCACAUUCUUCAAGGAUUAACUUCUGAAUAUAAUGCUUUCAAAACCUCAGUCACAACUCAACAAUUGAAGACUGAUAAUCUGAUUACCUCAGCUGACCUUUUAGGAUUGUUGUUAUCUGAAGAAGCUAGAAAUUAUCCUCCACCUUCAGCUUACUACCAACAUUACUCAGGAAAUUCACAUUAUCCACCUCAAUCUCAAUCUAAUUCUCAAUGUCAGUGGAAUUCUCAGCGAGGAACUUUCAACAGAUUUGGUGGUGGUUAUCGUGGUAAUAGGUCUUGUGGCUCUCGUGGUUUUUUUAGAGGUGGCAGAUUUGGUUCUGGUGGCCGUACUGGUAAUAGAUCUGGUGGUUAUUCUAAAAACUUCUUCUCACCACCAAAUCCUGUCAAAUAUGAUUAUUACAUUGAAUGUCAGAUUUUCUUCAAGCCAGGUCACUCAGCAAAUGAAUGUCGAUACAAAUAUGCUCCUAAUGAUAACUACAUGGCUCAAACACACUAA
Papaver somniferum (opium poppy) is the source of this 948-nucleotide messenger RNA. RefSeq lists its product as uncharacterized. NCBI's taxonomy places the organism in Eukaryota, Viridiplantae, Streptophyta, Magnoliopsida, Ranunculales, Papaveraceae. The transcript has 3 exons. Bases 1 to 948 code for a protein of 315 amino acids. The record is from RefSeq and is a predicted model, not a curated record.